AUAAAAUAUUUUUCACUAAUCUCUUUCACCAAUUUUCAUCGCUGAAACAACAAUGGCACCGGAAUCGGAGAUUCCUCUAAAUUUCUGGGGCAACAUGCCCGAAGAAGAAUACUACACCUCUCAAGGAGUACGUAACACUAAAUCACACUUUGAAACUCCCAACGGUAAAAUCUUCACACAAUCCUUUCUCCCACUCAACGCUGAUAUCAAAGCCACCGUUUACAUGACUCACGGCUACGGCUCCGACACCGGCUGGCUCUUCCAAAAAAUCUGCAUCAAUUUCGCCACCUGGGGUUACGCCGUUUUCACCGCCGAUCUCUUAGGUCACGGCCGUUCCGAUGGUCUCCGUUGCUACCUCGGCGACAUGGAAAAGGUCGCCGCCACCUCACUUUCAUAUUUCCUCGACGUCCGUCGUAGUCAACCUUACAACAACCUCCCGGCGUUUCUGUUCGGUGAGUCAAUGGGUGGUUUAGCUACAAUGCUGAUGUACUUUCAAUCAGAACCGGACACGUGGACGGGUUUGAUAUUCUCGGCGCCGCUUUUCGUGAUUCCCGAGGAUAUGAAACCUAGUAAGGUUCAUUUAUUUGUGUACGGUCUUUUGUUUGGUUUAGCUGACACGUGGGCUGCUAUGCCUGAUAACAAAAUGGUUGGAAAAGCGAUUAGGGAUCCAAAUAAGCUGAAGAUUAUUGCUUCUAAUCCAAGAAGGUAUACGGGCCCACCUAGAGUUGGGACCAUGAGGGAACUUCUCAGGGUUACUCAGUAUGUACAAGAUCAUUUCUCUAAUGUAACGGUGCCGUUUCUUACGGCACAUGGUACUGCUGAUGGUGUCACGUGCCCUUCUUCUUCUAAGCUUUUGUAUGAGAAAGCUUCAUCUAAGGAUAAGACUUUGAAGCUUUAUGAUGGAAUGUAUCAUUCUUUGAUUCAAGGGGAGCCUGAUGAGUCUGCUAAUCUUGUGUUGGGAGAUAUGAGGGAGUGGAUUGAUGAGAGGGUCCGAAAGUAUGGACCUAGGAACAAUUCUCUAUAAAAAUAAAAAACAAAGUUGUAUUUUCUUUUUACUUUUAUUUUUCAUACAAAUUUUUAGUUUGGAAGUACUUUGUCUCAAUAAUCAAGACUUGAUUAAGGACUAAUGAAAUUAUUGUGACUA
Trifolium pratense (red clover) is the source of this 1144-nucleotide messenger RNA. RefSeq names its product caffeoylshikimate esterase. Gene Ontology annotation, cellular component: membrane. The coding region runs from base 53 to 1024 and encodes 323 amino acids. Gene Ontology annotation, molecular function: lipase activity. Lineage: Eukaryota; Viridiplantae; Streptophyta; Magnoliopsida; Fabales; Fabaceae. The transcript has a single exon. The record is from RefSeq and is a predicted model, not a curated record.